Messenger RNA from Darwinula stevensoni, 6963 nucleotides. The record is from the annotation of a GenBank genome assembly. Lineage: Eukaryota; Metazoa; Arthropoda; Ostracoda; Podocopida; Darwinulidae.
AUGAACCUGGACUCAUUGAGUUUUCAGUUGUCCCAAAUCAGUAAUUGUGUUGCCAGCUUGAACAAGAAGAACUUCAAGUCUGUGAGUGAGGAGUUGGAGCAUUUUGUUUCCAUUCUUGGUCAAGUGGCAGAGAGGCAUUUGCUGCGCUGUCUUUUCUCGCACGUGGACUUCUCUGGUGAAGCUGGGAAAAGUGGGGCAUCAAGGGACUCUGCUCAGCUUCAGUACCUGAUCCAAGAGUGUUCAUCUAUCAUUUCAAAGCCAAAUUUUGUAGGAAACGUGUGCUUUGCAAUUGACAACCCUCUGCACCAGCAGAAGAGCUUGAAAUCCUCCAGCGUUCUCUUACAAUUGAGUCGUGUGUUAAAAUUCAACAAAGUUCAAGAGAUUGCAUUUGGGUUGGCACUUCUCAAUUCAUCACGUUCUGAAACUCAGGCUCACGCUCAGCAGUUUCUCAAGAAUAAGUUGCCUGCUUUUGUGAAGAACUGUGUGGAAUCUUCUGAGAACGGAAGUGUGCAACCCUCAUUGGCAGAUAUUCCUCCAGAAGUCUUACACCUGAUUGCUCUCAACAUCUUGAAUCCGGGAGCUGAACAGUUCUUGUCGAGCUCUGAGGAUAGAAAUUUCCUUAAAGCUUUGUGUAAGGUAUUCCCUCGAGCACAAGUUCCAGUGAUAUUAGCACCUCUGCUAUAUGGUGAACAAGAGGACAUGAACAUGGAAGUGAAUUCAGAUAUCAGCCAGAACAGUAUGGCCAGAAGUCUACUGGAAAACUCUUUGGCUGACACUAUUAUGGAGUUAGGGUAUACAGUCACCAACAGCAUUGAAGAAUGUCAUAACACUCUGGUGAAUAUUGGACUUCCAGAGAUCACUCCAGGAGCAGUUGCUAAAGUCCUGGCGUUGAUGAUACGGACGCAUACAGGACUCGGUGAUCCAGUAUCUCUACAGAAUCUCCAAAGUCCAUCAUCACUGUGGAAUGACAAAGACAAGUCAGAGUCUUCAGGCCAGUUUCAGACAUCCUGGAAUAUUGAGAACUUCAUUAUGGCAUUGAAUGAAAUUCAAGCAAACCUGAAUUGGAGAGAUGUUGUCUUGCAGCUGGACCAUCCUGGAUUUGUUGUGAAAGAUAGACAUGGUCUGAACCUUCUCAUCAAGGCAUUGAAGCUAGGACUUCAGAACCAGUCUUUUCCCAUUGAACUGACUUAUAGGCAUUGGAAAAAUGUGGAUGGUCAGCUGUCAUUGAUUCAUCAUAUCCUGAAAGGCUCUGACAUUCUUUGUUUUGCUGAUUUUCCAUGCCGUCAAGUUAAUGUUGAGAUACUCAAGUCUCCUCCAGAAGCAGAAAAUAAGGAAAUUGCAACAUGGAAGUCCCUUGAUCUCAUGGAAGCCCUCCUGUAUAUCUCUGAUGCAGGAAGCUACACUCAAGCUCAGGAGCUCUUUAAAUUCCCCAUUCAACACUGCCCAGAUGUGCUAGUUCUUGGCCUGCUACAAAUCAGCCCUCCUAUCACACGUCUUCGACAAGACCUCUUGACCAAUCUCAUUCCAGUGUUCCUAGGGAACCAUCCAAAUUCUGCAAUUGUGUUACACCAUGCUUGGAAUUGCCAACAACAACCAGCAGUGAAGCCCAUCAUCAUGCAUGCAAUGGCUGAAUGGUAUUUGCGAGGAGAUGGAGAUCAACAGCGACUAUCUCGAAUUCUUGAUGUUGCUCAGGAUUUGAAAGCCCUUUCCGUCCUCCUGAAUGUCCAGUCUUAUCCAUUUGUGAUUGACCUUGCCUGUCUUGCCUCAAGAAGGGAAUACUUGAAGCUGGACAAAUGGCUGUCAGAUAAAAUUCGAGAGCACCGUGAACCAUUUGUGUCGGCAUGUAUAAAAUUCCUACAAAGACGCUGUCCCCAGAUUCUUGGAGGCAUGGCCAAUGAUGAGGCAAUGCCCAAGUCAAUGUCAAUCCCUUCUGAAACUGUUGCUACAGUGGUGAGUUGUUUACAGGCAGGUUUACAGGCUGGGAGUGUCUCCCAAGAAUUAGCAGAGCCGAUCUUGACGAUGGUGAGCGAUCACAGUGUGAUGUUGGCUCGAAGCAGGCUUGUAUCCUCAACUGUACCACCUGUGACUAAAGCAAGCACCAUCACACGGUCUUCGGCACUGGAUAAUAUUUUUCCAUCCUCUUCACUGAGCUCUUCUAUAUUGAAUGCAUCCCACCAGGUCGACCUUACUCCAGGCAGUCUCUCAACAAGCAUUGCAAACUUGAGUCUUGGAAACUCUACCAGUACUGGAUCUACUAGCAGUUCAUCAGUUUUCAGCAACUUGCCUAGUUCACUGAAUGCAUUCAGUCAAUCUCCAGCAUCUCCAGCACGUUUAUAUGGAUCGUCUCCUGCCCCAUCUACUGCUAUUGGCUUCACCCCAGUGACUCCUCAGGCUCAGAAUGCUCUAGGAGGAUUGUCAAACCCUUUGUCUGGCAUAUCAUCCGGUACUUCAACAAGUCAGCUAUCGAGUAUUAUUGGACGAUCCCAGUUCAGUGUUCCUGGCACUGCAUCCACACGAACAACUACAGAUUUGCCUAAUCUGUUCCCAGAUGUUGUGGACAAGGAUAUAGAGGAUGAAGCAAACAGCUACUUCCAGAGAAUCUAUCACCAUCCUCAGCCACAGAUGUCAGUUGAUGAAGUCUUACAGAUGCUCAAGAGGUUCCUUGAUUCCAAUUCCAAGAGGGAAAAGGAUGUCUUUAAUUGCAUGGUGAAAAAUCUAUUUGAGGAAUAUAGAUUUUUCCCCCAGUAUCCAGAGAAAGAACUAUUUACAACUGCUCAGCUCUUUGGAGGCAUAAUUGAAUAUGGUCUAGUCACCUAUAUGUUGCUUGGCAUUGCUCUGAGGUAUGUCUUGGAUGCCCUGAAGAAAUCUUUUGGCAGCAAGAUGUACCACUUUGGAGUCACUGCUCUCGACAGGUUCAAGACCAGAUUGAAGGAAUAUCCCCAAUACUGCCAGCAUUUAGCUGCUAUCCCUCAUUUCCGUCAGUUCCCAAGUGGCAUUAUCACUUAUGUUGAGUAUGGUGCCAGAUCUGAGGAACCUCCAAAUAGGAGUCAAGGCCCAACAUUGACUGCACUGACAAUGACUUCGCAGACAACUACAAAUGCAGGAGUCAUUGGUCAGGGUUCCGGGAAUCGAGGAAUGACAUCCUCCAUCUCCUCAUCUACAACAACCUCUAUCCAGACAUCUGCAGGCAGGCCAUCCAUUGCCAAUACGACCAACAUUGAUACAUUACUUGUGGCUACAGAGAAGGAAGACAAAGUGGCUGUGCCACCUGAGCAACUGCAAGACCGUGUGGCAUUUAUUUUCAAUAACUUAUCUCAAGUAAAUUUGCAGCAAAAAUGUGAUGAAACAAAGGAACUGAUUGAGGAGGAACAUUGGCCUUGGAUUGCACAAUACUUGGUGAUGAAGCGAGCAAGCAUUGAGCCAAACUUUCAUCUGUUGUAUUCAAACUUUCUGGAUACUCUCAAGUCACCAGAGCUGAACAGAAUGGUGAUUCGAGAAACAUACAGAAACAUCAAGGUGCUCCUUCGCAGUGAUAAGGGGAUUGCCAAUUUCUCAGAUAGGUCCUUGCUAAAGAAUUUGGGACACUGGCUUGGUAUGCUGACUCUAGCAAAGAAUAAGCCAAUCCUCCAGGUCAACCUUGACCCAAGGGCAUUACUUAUUGAAGCACACCAUCGUGGGACUCAAGAGCUUCUAUAUGUUGUCCCAUUUGUGGCAAAGAUUUUAGAAUCUUGUGCCAAGAGCAAAGUUUUCAAACCACCUUGCCCAUGGACAAUGGCCAUCAUGAAUGUCCUUGCUGAGCUCCAUUCAGAACAGGACCUAAAGCUGAACCUAAAGUUUGAGAUUGAAGUACUCUGUAAGAACCUGAAGUUGGAGAUCAGUGAUCUAAAGCCAACAACUGUGCUAAAGGAAUUAGAACGGAUAGCAAAGCUAGAAAUGCAGCUUUCACAAGGAAAACCACAGGGUGAAGGAAUCCCAGCUCCUAUUGCAGCCCCAGUUCAUCCACCAGCUCCUCCAGCCCCAGUUCAACCACCAGUUGCUCCUCCUGUACCUGUGAGUAGCGAAGUGGAACAAAUGACAAAUCUACCAAUGAUGCCAGUGUCUUCUCCACCAGUGACAAGUCGAGGAACAUCAUCAACUCCAACCCCUCAGAUCACAACAUUGGCCUUUCAACCCAAGUAUAGCUACCAUGAGAUUAACAUCAGUUCCAUUGGUGGGCUUUCCCAGCACAUUGGAGUGAGUGGACAGAUGUCAUUGCUCCAGGCACAUCCACAAUUGAAGCUCCUUGUAAGACCAGCUGUUGAGAGAGCAGUCCAAGAAUGCAUUGGGCCCAUGGUUGAAAGAUCUGUAAAGAUUGCCCUGACUACAGCUGAGCAGAUUGUGAAGAAAGACUUUGCCCUUGAUCCAGAGGAGACUCGAAUGAGGAUUGCUGCUCACCAUAUUGUCCGCAACCUAACCGCUGGAAUGUGCAUGAUAACUUGUCGAGAACAGCUUCUUGUUUCCAUCAUUGCCAACUUGAAGAAUGCUUUCCAAACUGCCCUUCAAGGAGCAACUGGCCAGCAGAAAGAAGUGAUCGAACAAGCUUCAAAUCUCAUUGCCCAAGAGAAUGUGGAAUUGGCAUGUGCUUUCAUCCAGAAGAAUGCCAUUGAAAAGGCUGUAAUUGAGAUUGAUAAGCGACUGGCACCAGAUUUUGAAUUGAGAAAGCUUGCCAAGGGAGAAGGGAGAAGAUUCUGUGAACCAUACACCUUGACAUACCAGGCUGAGAGAAUGGCAGAGCAGAUCAGAUUGAAGGUUGGAAAUGUGACACCGCAGCAGAUGGCUGUGUAUGAAGAGUUUGCCCGCAAUAUCCCAGGAUUCCUUCCUAUAUCUGACAGGGACCUCUUGGCCCUUAUACCUAAACCAGUGCCUUCCUAUGUCCCAGAUGACAUCAGUCAGCUCUAUGGGAAAGUGGCCACUGAAUUGGAGAAUUGUUUGAGCACCAUGAUGAAUCAUGCAGGUAGUCCUCUGUUCAUGGGUUUGGAGCAACUCUUGGAAAGUGUGCUCAUUGCCAGACAGAAUCGUGAUGCUAUAACAGGGAGUGCAUUACUUCAGAAAGGAGUGGAAGGCUUACUUGAAGGCAUGAGUCACAUUUCACCCAACGAUCAGGAGAUGUUCAUUCGAUACAGAGAUGGUCACUUGUUGGUUCUCAAGGCUUUACAAGACCCUCGUGGUUUUGGUCCCCAGUGGACCAACCGUCAAGUAACAAAGCACUGGAUUGAUGCCCGAGAGGAAGUGAAAUGGAACAUUGAUGUUAUUGAUGCACUAAUCAGGGCUACCCUGCUGUCUAUGCCACAAUUCGAUCUUCAUCUGGCCCAAUCCAUUGAGAGUGGGAUGAACUAUUCUGCUGUCACUCUUGCCAUGCAGCUGAUUCAGGUAUAUCUUGUGGAUGAACGAAACAACAGCCCACUUGCUGAGGCAGACCUAUGUAAUACCAUUGAAGUGCUGAUGCGAAUUGCUCCACAGUCACGCCAAGCCCCAGAUGGAUUGCCUAGCUUACUGGACCUCUUGCGAACAGGAGGGGAUUCCACCUUCCCUGAACGUGUUCCAGGUGGACCAACUUCACAUAUCUUUUCUGGGAUAUCUCAAGCACAGGAAUUUGAUGAUCCACCUGGUCUGCAUGAGAAGACUGAGAUGCUCCUGAGGGAUUGGAUCAACAUGUACCAGAACCCCAAUCAGGGGAAUGACCUCACACGUGGUUUCACCCUCUUUGUCCAUCAACUGAAUGUUCAGGGCAUCUUGCGAACUGAUGAGCUCAUCACACGGUUCUUCAGACUACUGUUCCUCGAGCUGAAUUCUCCUGAGCCUGUAUUUGAAGGGAUCAACUUUCAAGUUUUGACUGCAUUUUGUCACACGCUUCAUCUGAUCAGACCAGCUAAAGCUCCAGGGUUCACUUAUGCUUGGCUAGACAUGGUGGGGCAUCGGGUAUUCCUCACUCGUUUGCUCGUUCACACACCCCAGCAAAAGGGAUGGACCAUGUAUGCUCAGCUUUUGGUUGACAUCUUCAAGUUUCUGUACCCAUUCUUGAGGAAUGCAGAUCUCUCAAAAGCAAUGAUGGCUUUGUACCGUGGGGUCCUUCGCAUCCUUCUGGUUCUUCUUCAUGAUUUCCCUGAAUUUCUUUGUCAAUAUCAUUAUGGAUUUUGUGAUGUCAUCCCGCCCAAUUGCAUCCAGAUGCGGAACCUCAUUCUUUCGGCCUUCCCACGUAACAUGCGCCUACCUGACCCGUUUACCUCGAACCUGAAAGUGGAUCUUCUUCCCGAGAUCACUCAUGCACCCCGUAUCAUGACCAAUUUUGCUGCCAUGAUCCAACCGCCCAACUUCAAGAAAGACCUAGACAGUUACCUGAAGACGCGAGCUCCAGUCACGUUCCUGACCGAGCUGAGAACAAAUCUCCAAGUCACCACUGAAGCUGGAUUGCAUUAUAAUGUCCCUCUGAUCAACGCCCUGGUGCUGUAUGUCGGGACCCAGGCCAUCAGCUUCAUUCAUAGCAAGGGCUUGACGCCAUCAAUGGCCACAAUCACGCACUCAUCGCACAUGGACAUCUUCCAGAAUCUUGCCGUCGAUUUGGACACUGAAGGAAGGUAUCUGUUCCUGUCGGCAAUUGCGAACCAGCUCCGAUAUCCCAACAGCCACACGCAUUACUUCAGCUGCACCUUACUCUACCUCUUUUCAGAGGCUAACAGUCAGGCAUUGCAAGAACAGAUUACACGGGUUCUGCUUGAACGGCUCAUAGUGAGUCGCCCUCACCCUUGGGGUCUUCUGAUCACGUUCAUUGAACUCAUUCGCAAUCCUGCAUUCAAGUUCUGGCAGCACGACUUUGUUCGCUGCGCCCCAGAGAUCGAGAAGCUCUUCGAGUCCAUAGCCAGAUCCUGCAUCAUGCAGAAAGGCGCGCCCCCGCGGGACCAAGAUGCCGAGGGUUUGAAGAGCUGA